UUGCUGCAAUGUGGUGGGAACCUCUUUGAUGCAACCUCUAUCGCAGUGAAAGCAGCUCUCUUUAACACAAGAAUACCCAAAGUGCAUGUUCUGGAGGAUGAAGAAGGCUCUAAAGAGAUUGAGCUCUCAGAUGACCCUUAUGAUUGUAUUCGACUUAACGUGGAUGAUGUGCCCUGCAUCGUCACGCUAAGCAAAAUUGGGUACAGGCACGUGGUGGAUGCUACCCUUCAGGAGGAAGCCUGUUCUUUGGCCAGCCUGCUUAUUUCUGUGACCAGUAAAGGUGCCCUCACUUCUAUGAAGAAAAUGGGGAAAGGUAGCCUGGAUCCUGAGAGUAUUUUUGAAAUGAUGGAGACGGGAAAAAGAGUGGGCAAGUCAUUGCACAUAGCCCUUCAGAAGGUUCUGGAUGAAGAAGAGAGUUUGGGGACCUCACGGCAGAAAGUUGGAUUUCUAGGAUGAGUUUUUAUUAAAUGUUCAAAACUGGUUUUAAUGGAUUGUGCA
Antrostomus carolinensis (chuck-will's-widow) is the source of this 498-nucleotide messenger RNA. It is a transcript of the gene EXOSC7, whose product is annotated as exosome component 7. Gene Ontology annotation, cellular component: cytoplasmic exosome (RNase complex); nuclear exosome (RNase complex). The record is from RefSeq and is a predicted model, not a curated record. The annotation marks the transcript as partial. Gene Ontology annotation, biological process: U4 snRNA 3'-end processing; nuclear-transcribed mRNA catabolic process, deadenylation-dependent decay; TRAMP-dependent tRNA surveillance pathway. NCBI's taxonomy places the organism in Eukaryota, Metazoa, Chordata, Aves, Caprimulgiformes, Caprimulgidae. Gene Ontology annotation, molecular function: mRNA 3'-UTR AU-rich region binding. The transcript has 4 exons.